This is a messenger RNA of Trematosphaeria pertusa, 1341 nucleotides long. RefSeq lists its product as uncharacterized. The transcript has a single exon. NCBI's taxonomy places the organism in Eukaryota, Fungi, Ascomycota, Dothideomycetes, Pleosporales, Trematosphaeriaceae. The record is from RefSeq and is a predicted model, not a curated record. The coding region runs from base 156 to 1130 and encodes 324 amino acids.
CUCUCGCGAGUCAGUCACCCCGUCAUUCCCCGCGCCUCCUCCAACCCUCCGUUUUCCUUACAACCUCUCCCUUCCAACACGGCUCAUAUACCCAAAACUACGCUCCAGUCUCCGAACCGCAUGCCUUUCUCCCCCAUCUCACUGUCGCACUCACAAUGGCCACCCCACGCUCACCCCAAUGCCCCUCGCUGCCGCCUGAACUCUGGAUCCGCAUCCUCUCCUACAACACCGACCUCACGCACCUCUGGACCACCUGCCGCCAAAUCUCGCACUCCUUCCGCGCGUACACCGAGCAAGUCUUCGCCGAAUCCGUCUUGCGCGACACGCACAUCGACUUCCAGCUAGAGAAGUACAAUCUAGGCGGCAAAUCCAAGCGUCCCGAAAUACCCACCUCGUUCUCGCAUUUCGAACUCGGCGCGAAGCUGCACGGUGGAGGGAGAGAUAAGAGCGUGGCGUGGUUCAAGGACAAGCGCAAGAAGGGGGAUGUGGCGGGUGGGGCGGCAGGCAUGGCGUACAAGAGGGUGAUGCAGAGGUGGGAGGAGAAUGUUCGCGGAUGGAAGCCCGAGAUGCCACACUAUACCAUAAGAGUCGGGAGCGUGGUGAACGACACCGCACUCCCCAAUCUGACGAUCAAUAUCGCCGACCGCGAAAUCGGCUUCGACUGGCGGCGCAUGUUCCAGCUCUUUUUCCGCGAGCAACAGCGCUUGCGCAUUCUCAAGCAGAAAUGGCACUCCAGCACCGCCGCGCAAAUCCAACGAAACAACGCUCGCCUCGCAAAGGGCGAAAAGCUCGCUGCAGCCGACUACCCUCCACCGUGGCCUGCCGCCGAAGUCGAAAUCCGGAAGGAGGUCCGCCGUGCGCGGCUAAAAGAACACUACAAGCACGACGAAGAAAUGCUCUGGGCCAUCGACAGCCUCGCACACUUCGAGAACCAUGGCGCGGUCGGUGGAAGUGGGACGGCGUUUAAAAUAAACCCUGAUCUGCCUGGCGCUGGCGUGGGCGAGAAGUGGUUUGGCAGUGUGAAUCUGGUUCAGGGGCUGUAUUUGGAUGAGUGGAGUUGCAUGCAUAGGACUGAUACGAAGGUAGAGCAUUUGAGGGGCGAAGGUGAGUACGAUUUGUCUGUGAGCUAAAGCGGGAGCUUAUAUGUGGGCUGGAAAGGAAAUGACUGGGGUUAUGUGGACUAUAUUCCACCUCCUGAUCUUGCUGAGAUGCGUAGGACGCCGCCGGCGAUGGUGCUGCUUCCGGUAGAAAGCACUGGACAUCAGUUCAACGGGAUGUGCUUUACCGGGAAUUCGAUGAUCUAGGCUUGUCUGCGGGACGACAGCGUACUCGGCUAGGCGA